AUGGCGAGCAUACAAGCUAUCAGGGCGAAUUGUCGCAAGGUCAUGUGCAUAGGCAGGAACUAUGCAGACCACAUCAAGGAGCUGUCUAGUGCUACGCCCAAGCAACCCUUCUUCUUCCUGAAGCCACCAUCAUCUAUCUUGCUACCAGGCGCUGGUCCAGUACUACGACCUCGUGGUGUGAAUAUGCACUAUGAAGUUGAGCUCGGUCUCAUCAUGGGCAAGACAAUAAGGGAUCUGCAUCCCGAGGAUACCAAGGGUGCUAUGGAUGCUAUAGAAGGUUAUGUUCUCGCUAUCGACAUGACUGCACGUAAUGUGCAGGAUGAAGCGAAAAGAAAAGGCCUGCCAUGGUCCAUUGCGAAGGGUUUCGACACCUUCAUGCCCAUCAGCAACUUCAUCGCGAAGAGCCGGAUCCCAGACCCACAGAAAGCACACCUUUGGCUUUCAGUCAACAACGAGAUGAAGCAAUCCGACAACACUGAACUAAUGCUUUUCCGAAUUCCGAGACAACUAAGCGACAUUAGUAGGGUCAUGACGCUAGAAAAGGGCGAUAUUGUACUCACAGGAACGCCGAAGGGCGUGGGUCCAGUGAAGACGGGCGACAUUAUGCGUGCGGGACUCAAAGUGGAUGGUAAAGAUAUCGAAGAGGCGAACCUGGAAGUACCAGUUGCAGAUCGUGAGGGUUUGUACGAGUUCAGCGAAACAUAA
Alternaria postmessia is the source of this 705-nucleotide messenger RNA. RefSeq lists its product as uncharacterized. NCBI's taxonomy places the organism in Eukaryota, Fungi, Ascomycota, Dothideomycetes, Pleosporales, Pleosporaceae. The coding region runs from base 1 to 705 and encodes 234 amino acids. Gene Ontology annotation, molecular function: acetylpyruvate hydrolase activity. Gene Ontology annotation, cellular component: mitochondrion. The record is from RefSeq and is a predicted model, not a curated record. The transcript has 3 exons.